AUGGCGAAAGUCAGCAUGAGUCGUGACUUGAGUUUGACGACAACAUUUGCUCAUCUUAGAGACGAUUUGACAGAUAUAAGAAAAGAUGUCUACAACAUCCGUGCGUCUUGUUGUUAUCCUACAUGCUCCAAUAGCACACAAGGAAUGAUAACAUAUAACAAGCAAGAGAAGGAACUCGAGUAUUGUAACAGCAGCGACUGGUUGGUUUUAUUGCCAUUGUUAGCACCUGGUAGUUCUCCUUUGUUUCCUGCGUCAACCUGUAUGGAGAUAGCUCUCCGGCACAAUUCAUCCUCUUAUGAUGGGCCAUACUGGAUUAGGCCAUCUUCUAACGAUCCACCAUUUCAAGUAUUCUGUGACGCGAGAGAAGGUUGGACUUUGAUUAUGAAAUUAGAUGGCAAUUAUUCAACAUUUGACUACGACAGCGACUUGUGGUCGAACAAAGAGACAUUUCAAUUGAACAGUUUGGAUUUGGAUGACAUAGAAACAAAAUUGGCUUCGUAUUGGACACUCCCGUUUACUGAACUUCGUGUGGGAAUGAAAUAUAAAUACAAUGGUGAAACUAAAAUCAAAUGGACCACUUUCAAAUAUAUCGCAUCAUCUCUUUACGAUGUCAUUGCCGAUGGAAAUUUAAAAAAUACGAGUUUUGAUGAACACAAUUGGGCACGAUUACUACCUGAUCUUUCUUACUAUUAUGUCAGGAAUUUGUACCGAAUUUGCAAAGACUUGAAGUCAGAUGUAGCGACAAUAACACAAAAAGUCAGCAAGCAAAAUUUCAUCACUCUGGAACUAUCUAAAGCUCUUAAUAGCGUGAAUGGUACAGUACAGCUACAAGUAGAGGAGCAGCAGAAAUCACAAUCUGAGCUGGUCAAACAUAAUUCAACGCUGAGUAAAUUGUCACUGAAAAUAGUGGACUUGAAAUCAGAUGUAGCGACAAUAACACAAAAUGUCAACCAGCAAAAUUUCAGCAUUAAGGAAUUAACGGUGUCUCUCAAUAGUGUAAAUGUUAAAGUACUGCUAAAAGAACAAGAGCAGCAGAAUGUGUCUCUCAAAUUGCAAGACAUUGUUGCUGAACUGCAAGAGAGCAAUUUCAGUUUGACGAAAACCGUUACUCAUCUUAAAGACAAUUUGACAGAUUUAGAAAACGAAGUGUACAAGAUCCGUGCGUCUUGUUGUUAUCCUUCAUGCUCCAAUAGCACAGAAGGAAUGAUAUCAUAUAACAAGGAAGAGUAUGAAAUCGUAUAUUGUAACAGCAGCGACUGGUUGUUUCUGCCAUUGCCAUUCAAACCUGGUAGCUCGCCUUUGUUUCCUGCGUCAACGUGUAUGCAGAUAGCACUUAGUCACAAUUCAUCCGAAUACGAUGGGCCAUACUGGAUUAGGCCAUCUUCUAACGAUCCACCAUUUCAAGUAUUCUGUGAUGCGCGACAUGGUUGGACUUUGAUUAUGAAAUUGGAUGGAAAUAGUUCAACAUUUGUCUACGACAGCGACUUAUGGUCGAACAAAGAGACAUUUCAAUUAAACAAUUUGGAUUUGGAUGACAUAGAAACAAAAUUGGCUUCGUAUUGGACACUCCCAUUUACUGAACUACGUCUGGGAAUGAAAUAUAUAUACGGUGGUGAAUCUGAGUAUGGAACUUUUGAUACAGAUUCUGGUACUACAAUCAAAUGGACAACUUUCAAAUAUAACGCAACAUCUCUUUACGGUGUUAUUGCUGAUGGAAAGUACAAAAACACGAGUUUUGACAAUUGGGCACGUUUACUCCCUCAUCCAGGAGGCGUCCUUAUCAGCUAUUAUACCGACUUAUGCCAGGAAGGUUUCAAUACACAAUCUUCCAACAGUUCUUUGCCAAAAGCUCGUUUGGGAAUCAUGUAUCAUAGUACUUCUGAUAUGGCAAAUUUCUGUCACACUCCAAAGUCUUUUCUUGGUUUUGGAACGCAGUACAGAAGGCUAUCUGUUCAAAACAGUGUUGGAAACUACGAUUGCUGCUAUUGCGAAGAAAUAAUUUGCUAUCCUAUAAACUUCAAAGCAAUUGGCUACAUCAUGGCACGAUAGGACAGAUACAAUUAAUAUACUCAGUUUGUGGACGCAUGAAUAUCAAUUGCCUAUUUGUGGCAACCACUACCAAAAGUUUAAAUUUUAGUGUUUUGUUUUUAGCGAAAUUUUGUCUCAGUGCUGUUUGCAAUUUGUAGUCAAUAUUGGCUAGUAGUAGUCAAAGGCAAUUUUGUCAAACGUGUUGUGGUUUAAGUGACGUCACCAAUUGAAAUUGUAUUGCUUUGAGUGCCGACAUUU
Corticium candelabrum is the source of this 2286-nucleotide messenger RNA. RefSeq lists its product as uncharacterized. Bases 1 to 2049 code for a protein of 682 amino acids. Lineage: Eukaryota; Metazoa; Porifera; Homoscleromorpha; Homosclerophorida; Plakinidae. Gene Ontology annotation, molecular function: oligosaccharide binding. The transcript is spliced from 14 exons. The record is from RefSeq and is a predicted model, not a curated record.